AUGGACGUGGAUAAGCUUCAACCCAUUCCUGGAAUCCCCUUCCCUGAAUACUAUGAAUUCUUUAUGGAUUGGAAGACACCUGUGGCCAUUGCUUCUGUUUAUGCCAUCUGUGUUCACUUGUUUAACCCUUCUACUGCAUCUGCCAAGCUCUCUCGAGUCGAAGCAAAGAACCGUGGUGAGGGUAAUGCUUCAAAAUCAAGCAAACUCAUGACAGCAUUCGUCUUUGUACACAAUUUGAUCCUUUCAGUAUACUCUGGUGUCACUUUUAUCAACAUGGCCCAAAACAUGCACAAGUUGUUCAACCGUGGUUCAUCUAUUCAUGAUGCUUACUGUGAUUUGGAUAGCUUCCUGUGGAAUGAAGGUCUUGGUUACUGGGGUUACCUCUUUUAUCUCUCUAAAUUUUACGAAGUCAUUGAUACCGCCAUCAUCAUCUUGAAGGGCCGUCGUUCUUCUCUCUUGCAAACUUACCACCACUCUGGCGCCAUGAUUACUAUGUGGUCUGGUAUCCGUUAUCAAGCACAACCCAUUUGGAUCUUUGUUGUAUUCAAUUCUCUCAUCCACUCCAUCAUGUACAUGUAUUACGCCUUGACAUCCAUUGGUCUUCAUCCUCCUGGUAAGCGUUACUUGACCUCUAUGCAAAUCUCCCAAUUCUUGGUCGGUAUGUCUACUGCUGUCUCUUAUCUUAUCGUGCCCAACUGUCUAAGAACCCCUGGUCAACAAUUUGCUGUUGCUAUCAAUGUUGGUUAUCUUUUGCCUCUUACUUAUCUUUUUGUUGAUUUUGCUCGCAAGACUUAUGGUAACCGUAAGGCUAAGAAGACCGAGUAA
Messenger RNA from Mucor velutinosus, 825 nucleotides. RefSeq lists its product as uncharacterized. Gene Ontology annotation, biological process: very long-chain fatty acid biosynthetic process; fatty acid elongation, monounsaturated fatty acid; fatty acid elongation, saturated fatty acid. Gene Ontology annotation, cellular component: endoplasmic reticulum membrane. Bases 1 to 825 code for a protein of 274 amino acids. NCBI's taxonomy places the organism in Eukaryota, Fungi, Mucoromycota, Mucoromycetes, Mucorales, Mucoraceae. Gene Ontology annotation, molecular function: fatty acid elongase activity. The record is from RefSeq and is a predicted model, not a curated record. The transcript is spliced from 2 exons.